CACACACGUCUCUCUCUCUCUCUCUCUCUCUCACGCGCGCGCGCUGUGUGAGUGUCAAGUGUGUUCCAGCUCGGGGCGACCAGCGUACGAACGAAGCGGGGGCGGCCAGAGCUGAUUUUGUGGGGGCAAGGGUUUGGUGUUUUGACAGUGACCUGUUCAGCAUGCGUCCUUUGACUGAGGAGGAAACGACCAUCUUCUUUGAGAAGUUGACCAAGUAUAUCGGCGCCAAUGUCAAGCUGCUGAUUGACCGACCAGAUGGCCUCUACGUCUUCCGCCUGCACCGUGACCGCGUCUUCUAUGUCAGUGAUGCCAUCAUGAAGCGGGCCACGUCUUUUGGUCAGAAGAACUUGAUCAGCCUCGGUACUUGCUUUGGCAAGUUUACAAAAAAGUCCAACCAGUUCAAGCUCCACGUCACCGCCCUGACGUACUUGGCCCCCUAUGCCCAGUACAAGGUCUGGGUGAAGCAGUCUUCAGAACAGUCGUUCCUGUACGGCAAUCACGUGCUCAAGAGUGGUCUGGCUCGCAUGACUGAGAACACACCCCAACACCAGGGCGUGGUCGUCUACAACAUUAAUAACAUCCCGCUGGGAUUUGGUGCCACCUCCAAGUCAACCCAAGAGUGCCGCACGCUGGACCCGGCCGCCAUUGUCAUCUACCGCCAGGCCGAUGUCGGCGAGUACCUGCGCGACGAAGACACGUUGUAAGUCAAGUCUUUUUGCAGCGUGCUGAUUAGCUUGUGCCCCCGGGCUCUCCAUAUGUGUGCGCAUGUGCACAAGGGGCUUUCGGGUUUCCUCUUUUCUCAGUCUGGGCAGAGCUCGUGUUGUUUGGGUCGAGGCCUUGGUGCCGUGCCCCGAGGCCCGCGUGUGGCCCAUGUCCCCAAGUUACCGUAAUCCACUCUGUCACUCGUC
Messenger RNA from Monosiga brevicollis MX1, 908 nucleotides. RefSeq lists its product as uncharacterized. Gene Ontology annotation, molecular function: RNA binding. The record is from RefSeq and is a predicted model, not a curated record. The coding region runs from base 162 to 704 and encodes 180 amino acids. Gene Ontology annotation, cellular component: nucleus; preribosome, large subunit precursor; nucleolus. Gene Ontology annotation, biological process: ribosome assembly; ribosomal large subunit biogenesis. The transcript has 6 exons. NCBI's taxonomy places the organism in Eukaryota, Choanoflagellata, Craspedida, Salpingoecidae.